AUGUUGAAUUCUGAUGAUUUUCAAAUGAAUAUUACAACUGAACAAGAUAUUCGAUUUAUUAUCUAUCUAUUUAAUAAUCAACAUCAACAACAAAUUGAAGCUCGAUUAAGAAAAUUACCAUUUCUUAUGGAUCACAUGGGAAAACUUCGAAUGACAAAAGAAAUAUUCGUACCAUCACACUUUAAUAAUACAGAUUGGGUAGAAACAAAUGAUAUGGAUCCCUAUGUACAUGAUAAUAUAAUGUUAUGGCUACAAACUGAGCCUUUAAUCUUUAAAUGGCUUAAAUCAUUGGGUGUAAUGGAGAAAACAGAUGAAAUAUUUAUAAAUCAAAAGAUUAUACCACGUGUGCAUAAUUAUAUAACAUUAGAAAAUGCUCUACCUACUGUAAAGAAACUAUUUAAUAGUUUUCAACGUGGUGAAAUACAUAAUGAACUUUUACAUAAAUUAAAUAAACUGAAAUUAUUUUCUCUUGAAAAUACUUUAGUAUCUGCUGAUGAAUUAUAUUUUUCUGAUGAAUAUUUACCUCGUCUUUCUUUAAAUAAUUUUGAUCUGAAUACGACAAAAUUUCUUUCUCCAAUCUAUUUAAAUGAAAUUAAUAAUAUUCCAAAUAAAAUUAAAGAAUUUUUUCUUUUAUUAAACGUACAAGAAGAUAUUAAAUUAAUUCGAUUUAGUGAAGAUCAACAUAAUGAAAUUGUUUCAGCCUAUCGAUUUAAACAGACAGAAAAUCUUUUUCAAUACAAUUCAUUACAAUUUCAAUAUUGUCUAACUCUUCCAUUUCUUGAUAUUACUCAAACAAAUUAUGAUUUUGCUCUUUAUUUUUGGCAACAUGUUAUAUAUUCAAUUAAUAGCAAUCAACUAAAUGAAAAAGAAACACUCAUUUGUAAUCAACAACAAUUACAUAAAAUUGAUAAUUUACCUUAUUGGUUCGUGCGUGCACGAUCUUGUAUUCCAACUACUACGAAACAAUUAUUAAAAAGUACAGAUGUUUUUUCAAGUGAUUUAAAAUUAAUUGCUGGUGAUUUAUUACCUGUUUUUGCUUGUACUACUUCUAUACCAUUUUCUGCUGUUUGGCAACGUUUCUUUCAAUUUAAAACUGAAUUUUCCAUUCAAGAUCAUAUUCAAUUAUUAAAUUUAUUGUAUGAUCGUUUAAAGAAUAUUUCUCUUGAUGACGAAUAUGAAACAUGUAUCCAACGUGUUUAUACUAGUAUGAUCAAAUGUCUUUCAAGUUUUGAUAGAAAACAUUUUGAUCAAUAUCAACCAAAAGCACCUUUAUAUUUACUUAGUACAAUAAAUAAUGAAUUUCUUCCUUCAACAAAUCUUGUUAUAUCAUUAAAUAAAGAUAUUAUUUUACCUAAUCAAAUUCCUCAAUUGAAAUUAAGCACAGGAAAUUCUCGUGAUUCUAAUUUAAUAUGUUUUCUUGAUUUUUUUAAUAUACGACAAAUUGGAAUCAAUGAUUUAACAUUAACUUCUAAUAUUAAUGCACAACCUUCAUUUUUCUUACGUGCAAAAUUACGUGACAUGCAAAUAUAUUUAUUUGAAUUAACCAAUUCUCGAAAUAUUAAGAAUCAUUGUAUUGAUUAUGAUCUAGAAAUAUUCGAAGUCGAUCGAUUAGAUUUAUACUAUAAUGAAACAAUUCCUGUUCUACAAAUACAUAUUCAUAUUAUUGAUAAUCGAUUAUAUGUUACACGACCUUGGAAUUCAAAUGAAGUUAUGUUAAAAUUACCUCAAAUUCUUUGUAAACAAUUCAAAUUACCAUUGAAUAUCGAAUCAGAUAUUCGUCAAUUUUUGCUCAAUGAAACAAUCAUUCAUUCGAUGAUGAUGAUGCCUAGUUCACUAAAGUCUUCAAUAGAUUUAUUUAAUAUCGAUGGAACUCGUGGAAAAUUUGCUAUGAUUAUUGAUCGUGAUAAUGAACAACUUUUCAAUCAUCUAGGAAUUACCAAUACAACAAGUUCAGCUGAACUUCUUAUUAAAGCACUUAAUGCACAAAUUUCUCCAUUUGCUGGUUAUGUAUAUCAUUAUACACAUUUAGAAAAUGCAGCUUCAAUUCUUCAUGAUCAUGCUAUAAAAUCUCGUAAUAAUUUAUCUUCUAAUAAUUUCAAAGAUUCAGCUGCUAAAGAUGUUAUUCAGAAAACUCGUAUUGAAGUUAAGGAUUAUGCUCGUUUUUAUUUUCGACCAUUGACACCAACACAAUAUUGUAAUGAAAAUCUUGGUUUACCAAAUCUAUCGAAUCAAUAUGGUAAUCAACCUAUGUGUCCAAUACCAAUUAUUUUUCGUAUUGAUCUAGCAGCUAUACUUUCUAUCAAAGAUAUUCAAUGGAAAGUUAGUUUAGGUAAUAUGGCAAGUCCUCAAACUGAAUUUGAUAAUACAUUAAAUAUUGUCAAAAGAUUUGAUUUUCAAGGUGUAUUUUUUGAUAUAAGUACAGAUCGUGGUAAAUAUAGUUCACAACAAGAAUUUCUUAUUAAAUCACAAUUAAAUUUUAAUCAACUUAAACAAGAAAAUAUUACAAUUAUAUUUCAAGAUGAAAAUGCACGUUAUAGUUUAGAACGUAUGGUUUUAUAUGAUUACCCUUCGAAUAUUGAUACAACAUUCUUUUAUGGUUUUAAUUCUCGAAUAAUAAUAAGAAAUUCUACUGAUAUUGAUAAUGCAAUUGAUGUGUAUAUUAAUGACUCAGAUUCAUCAAGAGUUUAUGGUCGAUUAAUUCUACAAUUGUCGGGUCAAAAUGAAAAUCGAACAAUACAAGGCAUUUUGAAUGCAACCUUUCAACGAGGUAACAUAUUAACCGUUUAUGCAAACCAACAAUUUUCGUUUAUUAAUAAUAUAAAUGAUACUCAAUAUGCUAUCUUUUAUGAAUACGAAAAUCAAGUAUGGCUUAUUCAUACAAAUUCACCUCAAGUACAUUUCAUUUCACCAACAUAG
This is a messenger RNA of Rotaria sordida, 2916 nucleotides long. Lineage: Eukaryota; Metazoa; Rotifera; Eurotatoria; Philodinida; Philodinidae. The record is from the annotation of a GenBank genome assembly.